UCUAAGUUCAGAUUUACAAUCUGAGACUGAAUUUAGUUUAAAUGCUUAAAUAUCAUUAGUCAUCCAACUUCAUGAUGUCACACAGGUAGUACAAUUAUUUCUUUAUUACGUCACCAAAAGCACACAUAUCGUAGCUUGCUCAUUCAUGCGCUCAAUUAAUUCGAUUUCAUCUUAUACUAUGUCCUUAACUCGAAAUCGGGUGUUAUUUUCGUUCGAUUCUCUGUUUUCUUUCAUUCCAUCGUACCCAAGAUGUCGUUUGCUGCGUUUCGCAAGUCUGAGCAGCACACGGACCUUAGUAAGCUUGCCGAAGAGCAUAUGAAACAUGACCUUACCGAGGAAGACCGAAACGCAAUUUUCAAGGCUUCAAGCAAGAUAACUACGCGAGCCGUUAUUGGGACUCUUGCUGGACUUGGUUCGGGGCUGUAUGCCGCUUUCCGAUUGCGGCGCAUUCGUGCCGAUAUGUUCAACGCGUUCAGAGCGACGGAGAAACCAAGCCAUGUAAUAUUUGCUGAUGGAAGGAAAGAAGCCAUUCCUGACAUCACACCUUUGAUGCAACCUAGCAGGUACGGGGACAUUGCUACUUAUUUCUUCUUUGGCCUGGGCGGGACUAUCUUAGGUGGCGAAUUAGGCUUCCUAUUAGGGACGUGGUCAGCGUCACGGGCCAUCAGCCAAAAUGCGGCUCGACGUGAUAGAAUCGAGACUGCUUACCGGCGGUUCAAAGCGGAUUAUUUCUGGCAAGAAGCCACCAGGCUAGAGUCUGGCGGUACGUUAACAUUAUGAAAUCUACGAUGUAUGGUUAGCUAUUGUCGGAAAUAUCAUUCGAUGUUGUUGGCGUCGACUGAAUGUUAUUGGUGUGAGGUAGUGAAUACUACCAACCACAAAUGUGACCGUGCUACGCUGAGCUCAUUAAUACUCAGGUACCCAGUGGAUGGACUGUCUCACCCUAUCCCUACUCGAGAUAUAUUGUAUUCUCGGGUGGUUCUUUUCAACUGGAUACCUACUUAAACUACCGCAGUCUGAUUUGUGUGCCUGGUAUGUGGCGCAUAGCCACCAUAUUCCUAAAAGAGAUACCCGCAUAUGAUAGUGAGCUGAGGUAUCAUUUUAUGGUCUUGCAGUUUAUUGGAAAGAUCGAGAUAAAGAAUAGGCGAGGCUCCGUCGAUGUGCUAUACGGACAAUUUAGGGAGGGUCGAGAUUUGGACAACGAACGCUGAGAGGCUAACUAGGUACCCUAUUAAUAUUUUAAGGUAAGAUCGAAAGAGUGAUGCUACAUUGAAAUGCGUGUUUUAUAGAAGCUGUAAGUCACCUAACCACACAGGUAAGCACCAACUUGCAUAGAUAUUGGGGGCUGUAUGUAUACUUAAGACAUUUUCAAUGCACCUAUUGGUUCUUCUAACCAGCCUGCAUGCUGACACGGGACAGUUGCCGCUAAUUGUAUCCCAACUAUGUAUCAC
Messenger RNA from Hypoxylon trugodes, 1451 nucleotides. RefSeq lists its product as uncharacterized. Lineage: Eukaryota; Fungi; Ascomycota; Sordariomycetes; Xylariales; Hypoxylaceae. Bases 250 to 780 code for a protein of 176 amino acids. The record is from RefSeq and is a predicted model, not a curated record. The transcript is spliced from 3 exons.